This is a messenger RNA of Diospyros lotus (date-plum), 4714 nucleotides long. RefSeq lists its product as uncharacterized. The record is from RefSeq and is a predicted model, not a curated record. The coding region runs from base 714 to 3992 and encodes 1092 amino acids. NCBI's taxonomy places the organism in Eukaryota, Viridiplantae, Streptophyta, Magnoliopsida, Ericales, Ebenaceae. Gene Ontology annotation, cellular component: transcription factor TFIIIC complex. The transcript is spliced from 20 exons. Gene Ontology annotation, biological process: transcription initiation at RNA polymerase III promoter. Gene Ontology annotation, molecular function: histone acetyltransferase activity; protein binding.
AAACUCAAAUGAAGUUUGGGUUUGAUGUGAAUCAAAUAUAAAAGGGUUCCCAAAAGUUUGAUUGAAUUUUUUUGUAUGAUCAUUGAAAAUAAAGAAAAAUGAAAAGGAAAAUGAAUUAUUUUACAUAGGAAGAGAGCACAAGGUGGGGUUUAAGGUAGAUGUGGUAAGGGCAAUGACGGGACAGUUCGACAAAUAGAGAGAGAAAAAGAAAAAUAGUUUUAAUAUAAGGAUAUUUUAAUUAUUUAUAAAUAUUUAAUUAGAAUUAAUAAUAAUUGACUUAGAAUUGGCCUGGCCUGUGCACACAGUUUACUUGGCAUGUCCAUUUUCGAUUACUAAUAAUUGUCUGAAAGCAAAGCUUUGAUGGGUUUAGGGUUAUUAUAUAAAAGAAGUAAAAAAAAUUGUAAUACGGGCGGUGAAGUGUAGUAAGCAUUGGAAGAGACUCGAGCUAGGGUUCUCCAUUAUCGUCUUCGUGCAGAACCAUCGCAGCCCGCAGCACUCUUCAAACUUGCGCCCCGCGGGUUUCGAUCCCAAGAACUGGACUCCCAGAGAAGAGAGAACCUGUUUUUGCUUCCAAAAAUCUCCCCCACUUAACGGCUUCCAAAGCUCCCGCGUACUCUGAUUCAAACCAAUUGCGAGCACGAUUACUACUCUGUCUGAAUUUAAGUGCGCCAAUUUCACAUGCUCUCUCUGGAAAGACAGUGAUUUGACCAGCAAUGGCCUCGAGAUUCCAGGCGGCGCCGCUCGUGGCCUCGCCGUCUUAUCCCAGCGCCAUUGCCUGGUCCCACGAGAACCUGGUUGCCGUAGCGUCUGGUCAUCUCAUUACUAUCCUGAAUCCGGCCAUGCUGUUUGGGCCUCGAGGAAUGAUCACCAUCCCACCAAGCAAGCCUUUUGCUAUUGGGGUUAUACAAAGAGAGGAAUUGCUAUCUGGUUGCUUGUUACCAAUUUGUUUAUCUCGUGACAUUCGUCCUUGUGUUCGAUCAAUUUCAUGGUCCCCCAUUGGAUUUGCUCCAAACUCAGGGUGUUUGCUUGCUCUUUGCACGACAGAAGGUUGUGUGAAGCUCUAUCGCAUGCCAUAUUGUGAGUUCUCUGCAGAGUGGGUAGAGGUUGCUGAUAUAUCAGAACUGAUGUACAAUUAUUUUGCAAGUGUCAACUAUGGGGAGACAGAUUUUUGUAGUUCAGAAUUUUUUUAUGAGCAAGCAAAUCAAUUCAGCUCUGAGCAUGGGUGUACUGACAACCUUCCAAUCUCUAUUCUAAGGAAGGGAAGCAAGCAUAGAAGAUACAAUGCAUUAACAGUAAUUGAAGAUCCUUCUCCUAGCUCUACCGGACAUACUGAGAAGUUGGCCACUGCCAUGAAGGAAGUAGCUAUUUUCCCUUGCUCACUUUUGCAGGAGGGUUCACUGGUAGAGGUUUUUAGGCUAGAUGGGCACCAAAGAGUUUGGAUAGCAGGCAUACUGGAUCGCUUGGAUGGUGGAAAAGCUCUUGUUGUGUUGCCGGAAACAAAUGGAAAUGGGAAACAAAACGAGUGGAUUGAAAUGGAUCCACAAUGCAGUGGUACCAAUAGUCCGGAUCGCUGUAAAGGUGAUGGUUCAUCUGAUCAAGAGGCUUGUACUCCAAAAAUUCGACCUUGCAUGAAUGUAGGAAAUCUCCCACAGCAGAUGGCAUUUUGUAACUGUCACAGAGUAGGUGAAAUUCUCAAAAUUGGAGACAUGGUAGAAGCAUGGACAAAUGACAGGUGGGUUGAAGGCAUUUUUAAGGGCUUAAAUGAAAAUGGCCUGCUGGUGAAACUAUAUGGGGAUAGUGGAUCAGUCACAUUAGUUGCUAGCUCUGUUAGAUUGGCACCUUUAUGGAUCAAUGAGCAAAAGUCAUGGCAAGUUACUGUAGUCAAGAUUGAAGUGAAGAAUCAAGAGUUAAGCAAGGUAGCUGAUGUCAAAUCUGCCAAUGUAAAAGCAAAUAGUAUGAAUCAAAUUGUUUCUGUGCCUAAUUUUAAAGAAAAAUAUUUGAAGAAAAUACCAGAAAUAUCUGGUCUCCCAUUGAUAACUGCGGAUCAAUAUGCCUCUCGCAGUGCGAUGCUAUCAUCACUUGUUGUUGCUUGGUCGCCGAUUGUGCAGUUGACAUCUGAAACUCGGUCACUGUCAACUGAUUCCUUAUCAAAUCGCUGUUCUAUACUUGCUGUUGGAGGGAAGUCGGGUAAAAUUUCAUUUUGGAGAAUCCUUGAACAAGAGUACUUCUCUGUUUUAAGCAUCAAGGAUUCGACAGCUGCAGUUCUUGUGGGACUUCUUGAGGCUCACAGUUCCUGGAUCACCACAAUUGAUUGGGCCUUAAUGAAUGCAUCUGAUCCUCAGCUAAUAUUGGCUACUGGCAGUUCUGAUGGGAGUGUGAAGAUCUGGCUAGGGUAUAGUCGGGAACUGCUCGAGUCAUCAUCAGUCAAGCAUGCUCCUUUUUCUCUUCUGAAGGAGGUUAUCCCUGUUGAUUCUAUCUCAGUUUCUGUUGUUUCGGUUAUUGUGCCUGUAUGGGCUCCACAAAAGAUGCAGCUGGCUUUUGGUAAAGGAUCUGGAUUGUUUGAUGUGUGGAUUUGUGAUAUAUCUAUAUCCAGCAGCAAAUUUUAUAAAGUUGGUUCAUAUGGUGCACAUGAUAGCAUUAUUACAGGUUUAGCAUGGGCAUUUGAUGGACAUUGUUUGCUCAGCUGUAGCCAGGAUGAUUCUGUGCAUUAUUGGAUCUUACAUGACAAUUUCCUAUCUGAGGCACCCAUUCCAUCUGAUACUCCUGGUGGGAAGAGCUCCAAUGAUGUGCCAAAUGUUUUUGAUUCGUGCUUUGGAUUGGCAGUAUCCCCAGGGAAUCUGGCGGUUGCUAUGGCCCGUAGUUUUGAUACCGAUCUAUUAAAUCCAAUGUAUCAGCAGAGGUCUCACAAAGCUGCUGUUGAAUUCUUCUGGAUUGGUGGGCAGCAACUGGACAUUUUGUCCAUCAGAGACCCUGAUUUUAAUGUUGAAGCUUUUUCUGGUUUCUCUGAAGAGAAAUUAUUUUAUUGGAAGCAUAAUGUUUUAUGGUCCUUACACCAAUACAAGAAUGUGGAUAAGCCUCUGGUUGUUUGGGAUAUUAUAGCAGCAUUAUUGGCAUUCAAGCAGUCUCUGCCCAAGUACGUAGAGCAUGUACUAGCUGAGUGGCUGGUCUCUUGUUUUGGGAUCCAAUCUGGCCUUCCUAUUGCUGAGACUUUGUUACAAGCUCCCACAUUACUCUCAAAAAUAAGUUCCCGUUGUUUGCACCUCCUCAAUGUUAUUUGUCGGCAUGUAGUUCUUGCGGAGCUGAAGGCAGAGAACAUUAACUGCAAUCAAAAGGAUUUAGAAGUAUUAUGUGGUAAUGAAGCGGGAUACCUUUCUUUAUGGCUGGAGCUGCUGCUGUGCAGUGAAAGGGAACUCCGAGAGAGGCUUGUUGCUUUUAGUUUUUCUGCCAUUUUAAGCCCCAUUUCCCAUUCAUCCACAACUUUUGGCAAUAUAUGCUGGCGUCCUGUUGGGGUAGCACAAAUGGAGCAAUGGGUUGCACUUAACAAUGAUCAUAUAGGGAAUCUUCUGAAGCUGCUUGCUGCAGAAGUUGGAAAGCUUAAGAAAAGUAAGCACCACACCAUGAGCGAAUCUGUAGCUGAAGAGCAAUGUAGCUACUGUUCAUCACCCGUUCCAUAUGAAUCUCCAGAAGUUGCUUUCUGCCAAGGUGUAAAUUGCAGUGGUGGCGGCGCUGGUCCGAGCCAUAAACUGUUUCGAUGUGCUGCUUCCGUGCAGGUCUGCCCUACCACUCCUUCAUGGUUUUGUUCGUCUUGUCAGAGAUGGGUGUCAAAACUAGCACCCCAGGCUCUAUUCAAAUUGCCCUCUUAUCCUUCACAUCUCAAUUUUUCUACUGAAUCUUCAAAUCUAGAAUUACUCCAAAAACCCUUGUGUCCCUUUUGUGGGAUACUGCUUCAGAGACUACAGCCAGUAUUUCUGCUCUCCCUAUCACCAGUAUAAAGUGAGUUUUUCUGUAGAAUAAAAUGUAUUCUUAGUGAUGAUUCGCCAUGUCAAUGUGGCAACCUUGGAGCAAGGAUGUCCUAAAUGUAUGCCUGCGCUUUGGAUUAUUGCCCCAUAACUAUCAGCAUCAAAAGUAGAAAGAACAAUGGAAGUCGAGGAAUCAUCAUCAGCCCAAGCGAAGAUGUUAAGGCUGAAUUCUCUCAGGAACAACAACAACAACAACAAAAGUCGAGGAAUCCUGGCCAAGUGGAUGAAAAAGGAACCCCUAUUCUCACGGCCUAUAUAGUUCACAGGGGUUGCCCUGGAUUGACCUUUCUGGAUCGUCAAACAAGUUUAUAGAGUCUCCACCCGUCAUCAGCUUGCAUUUUGUGUAACGUGACGGUAAUAUAACUUCUAGUCUCUUUUUUCUUUGGUUCCAAAGGUCAAAUCCCUUACCUUUAAGGGCCUUGUAAUUCAGCCCCAAAAUUACAGCAGGGAAGGUAAAUUAUGGAACUCAGCAGCGAGAAUCGAACAUGGGACCCUUCGCUGGCUAUAUAGUAGCUAAAGUUUAGGGCUUUUUGGUUUAAACUUAUGUACAAUUUCAACUGCUGGCCUGCGAGGCUUUUAGUCUCUUUUUCUUUUCAUAUAUUUUCGAGGACAUGGCACUCACAUCGUAGCUUACUCUUGAUAGUGCUGUUUUUUUACUCUUAACAGGUUUUAUGUAAAAAAAUUAUUUACAUGCA